This is a messenger RNA of Macrosiphum euphorbiae (potato aphid), 330 nucleotides long. NCBI's taxonomy places the organism in Eukaryota, Metazoa, Arthropoda, Insecta, Hemiptera, Aphididae. The record is from the annotation of a GenBank genome assembly.
AUGAGUGGAACAAGUAGAACAUUGCUAAAAAUAACGGAUAGUCAUAUUAAUCCAGGUCCUUUCCAAAAAAUGAAGUGCAAACUCGCUCUUCAACUUUUUAGUAACACCGUAACUGCGGUUAUCAAAACAUGUGUAACUACAUUACAGAUUAUGUCUAUGACAGGUGCAUAUACAGCAAAUUUUUUAAAGCAUAAGAACGAUUUGUUUGAUUGCUUAAAUAGCAAAUGUUUGUAUAGCUCCAAUCCUAAAAUGUGUGCAUUAUCUGAAGAACGGCCUAGACAAAUCCAAUUUUUAAGUGAAGCAAAAAGAUUACGAGGUACGCCGCGGUAG